Molecule: messenger RNA, 582 nt
Organism: Ambispora leptoticha
Lineage: Eukaryota; Fungi; Glomeromycota; Glomeromycetes; Archaeosporales; Ambisporaceae
Source: the annotation of a GenBank genome assembly
AUGAUUCGUCAACUCACAAAAACUCUUAGUUUGCACUUUAUAAAUCCACGUGUUGCCACUUCACAAGUCACGGUUUGUCGUGCCUUGACUACGCAAUCAUCCUCGAGAACAAAAAAGGAACAAGUUCCGAAACCUGAUGAAGGCCCUAAAAGGCCUCUUACCAGCUACGGCCUUUUCUUUAUGGAACAUUUACAAAAAUUCAAAGAUGAAAUGCCUGGUAAACCAACUACUGAGUUCGCGAAAAAAGCUGGAGAGAUGUGGUCAAGCUUAUCGGAAGAAAAAAAGAAGCCCUAUUAUGAGAAAUAUGCACGAGAAAGACAGAAAUACGAGGUGGCUCACAAAAAAUGGCUCGAGUCAAUGACCAGCCUUGACAUUAUUCGCCAGAACGCACUUCGAAAAGCUCACAACAAGAAACCUAUGAAAGAUCCAACUUAUCCGAAAAGAGCAGUAAGUCCCUACAUUGUCUUCAGUACGUCGCUACAAGCAAAGCCUCCUGUUGCCAAAAUGCAAGACGUUAAAGAGAGAGUAAGAUAUAUCGCUGAAGAAUGGAGAAAGCUAUCCCCGGAAGAAAAAAAGGUAUGA